CUUCAGAAUAGGAGCCUGUCCUUACAGUGGCUAAGGAGUGGCAAUGGAAGAAGCCUACUCAACAUGAAGAUGACAAGAACAGCUCAGCCAAGCUUCUGAUUCCGUGGAACAUGGAGCACUUCAUCAGUUUGGCCUCAGAAGGCACAACUGCUCUGGGGGACCUAAGCUUAGGGUCCCUGGAAGGUGGAGCAUUGCCUCAGCUUUGGCACUGGAGAAAGAGGAUGCUCUGGUGCAUGGAUCCAAGGGAAGACUUAUAGCAAGUCCAAAAACUCCACGCGAAGUCAAUAAUUAAACAUAACAAUGGAAACUGAACUUUCAACAGGAAAACACAUUUUGAAUUUUUCACUCUGAUUCAAUAAUCAGGGAAUAUUGAUGUAACACCUCUACAAAUUACCUGUCUCAGGUGUGGUGCAUAAAUACAUGAGUGCACCUAUGAUGUGUGUUUUAGAAAUAGCUGUUAAACUUUGGUUUGAAUGAAGAAUGUCUCUCAAUUCACCUAUAUUUCUGAAACGAAGUGAAGAAAAUAAUUCAAAAUUUGUGGAAACAAAACAGUCACAAACUACUUCCAUAGCUUCAGAAGAUCCCCUUCAAAACUUAUGUUUAGCAUCUCAAGAAGUUCUUCAAAAAGCUCAGCAAAGUGGGAGAUCAAAAUGUCUCAAAUGUGGUGGUUCCAGAAUGUUCUACUGCUAUACAUGUUAUGUUCCAGUUGAAAAUGUACCUAUUGAACAGAUUCCACUUGUGAAGCUUCCAUUGAAGAUUGACAUCAUUAAACAUCCAAAUGAAACAGAUGGCAAAAGUACUGCUAUACAUGCAAAACUCUUAGCACCUGAAUUUGUAAACAUUUACACGUAUCCUUGUAUUCCAGAAUAUGAAGAAAAGGACCAUGAAGUUGCACUCAUUUUUCCUGGACCUCAGUCUAUCUCAAUAAAAGAUAUUUCUUUUCAUCUGCAAAAAAGGAUUCAAAAUAAUGUUAGAGGCAAAAAUGAUGACCCUGACAAGCCACCUUUUAAACGCAAAAGAACUGAAGAACAACAGUUCUGUGAUUUGAAUGACAGCAAGUGCAAAGGCACACCACUGAAAAAAAUUAUAUUUAUAGAUAGUACCUGGAACCAAACAAACAAAAUAUUCACUGAUGAGCGACUUCAAGGGUUGUUACAAGUUGAGUUGAAAACAAGAAAAACUUGCUUUUGGCGCCAUCAAAAAGGAAAGCCAGAUACUUUCCUUUCUACAAUUGAAGCCAUUUACUACUUUCUGGUAGACUACCAUACUGAUAUAUUAAAAGAGAAAUACAGAGGGCAAUAUGACAAUCUUUUAUUUUUCUAUUCUUUUAUGUACCAGUUGAUAAAGAAUGCCAAAUGCUCUGGAGAUAAGGAAACAGCAAAACUUACACAUUAGUUUUUAACAAGCCACUUAUGUCUUUUUAUUUUGCUAACAUUAAUAAACUUAUAUUUGUGCUUUGUUUUUUUCUUAAGAAAUAAUCAUAUAUAAUGCCUGUAAGACCAUUUGAAAAAAUUCCAGUUUUAUAUAUAUUACUUCAUAUUUCUUAAAGGGAAGGAAAUUGUAUCUAGGGGAAUUUUUCAGAGAUACUGUUGAUAGAAAAACUUACUUCAGAAGUUAUUUGCUCAGUGAAACCGCAGUUUCAUUACUACAUUUUAAUAUAGUGUGUUAUGUCUCUGUGAUUAGAUAUAUUCAAUUAGAUCUAAUUAGCUAUUUAUUUCAAAAUCUUUAUAUCUUUUCACCUGUACUCAUGACCACCUUUAGAAGUAAAUGGGGUUACAAUCUACUGGCUGAAAAAUAGGUCAUAAGUGAUUUUUCUUGAGGUUAGUAGCAAACAUAGGCAGAACUAGAAUUAGAGUUCCAGUGUCUAGGGCUGUUUCUUUAAGCCCUAAGGUUGUUAAAAGCAGAGAUUCUGGAGCUAGACUACCUGAAUCUAAAUCUCAGCCUUUCUGCUUAUCAGCCAUGUCAUUUUCUUCCAUUUGUACAAAGCAGGCGAUACUGAGCAACUACCUUAUAGGAUUAACUGGGAAUUAACUGAGUUAAUAUCUAAGUGACUUUCAGCAGUACCUGAAAUAUAGUAAGUGUUAUAUAUAUAUAAUUAUAUAUGUAUAUGUAUAUGUUUAUAUAUAUUAUAUAUAUAUGUUUACUCUUUCUAUUUUAUUUGGAAUUAUGAACUAAGAAUAGUUGAAGCCCAGCUGCUAGUGGCCAUCUCUGCUACUAGAUGAAAAGAGCCUGAUUUAGAUUGAAGUCAGCAAACGAAAGCAGAGUGGAGAGAGAAAGACUGAGUCCUGAUGACAUCAUUUAUUUACCUAGACCUAGCUGUUUUUGAAUAGAGCCCUACUGUACUGAAUAGCUUUUGUCUGCUCUUUUCUAUUCUGCUCCCUACUCUGUGAGGUAGAUUCCCUUGCUCUCUUGCUUUUGGUUGGGUUCAACAAAUGGGAAGCACCAGUGGGAGAUUAGAAGUUGAGAGGAAAAUGAAAUGAUGUUAUUUAUUUCCCUGGCUCCAUUCCUGCCAUGUCAUCAUCAGUUGGCUGUGUUCCUCUGCUAAAUAGUACCCUAUCAGGAAUCCUAUCCCCUCUGUUCCCAAGCAGUUAUCCCAGUUACCUCACUAGGUUUAGUUCCUGCUCCCUCCUUUACCCCUUUUCACUUAGGGCUGGUAAUAGCUUACAGUUAUUACUAGCCCCAGGGUAGUUCACUACCACUUGUUGCUUUCCCUAAACCCUGCUAAUACAUUUGUAAUACUGAAGUUGUUUUGUUACAGUCUUCUAUUUCUUUUGGGGACUCUGAUAAAUUCACUUGUUUGGGUGAAAUAAUAGCACAUUUCCUGAAGUCUAUACAGUGGCACACAUCAUGUGUUAUGGGGGAAAGAGUUCUUGGUGAAAUUAGUUUGCUGUACAUUACUUUGUUUCCCUCCCAGAGAUUCAGAAGGCAAAACAUAUUAAAGGUUCUGAAAAGUCCUGAAAUAAACAUUUUGAACU
Rhinopithecus roxellana (golden snub-nosed monkey) is the source of this 2975-nucleotide messenger RNA. RefSeq names its product DTW domain containing 1 (gene DTWD1). Gene Ontology annotation, biological process: tRNA modification. Gene Ontology annotation, cellular component: nucleus. Lineage: Eukaryota; Metazoa; Chordata; Mammalia; Primates; Cercopithecidae. The transcript has 7 exons. The record is from RefSeq and is a predicted model, not a curated record. Gene Ontology annotation, molecular function: tRNA-uridine aminocarboxypropyltransferase activity. Bases 481 to 1395 code for a protein of 304 amino acids.